AGACAAGUUAUUCGAAAAUAUUUUGACAAAAUUUCAACAAAAUUCACAAUGUCGGACUCAAUUUUAUUAAAAAAUAUGAUUUAACAGACCAAUAACCAAUCCAACUUUUUAAAUUCCUUUAUAUUUGUGCUUUCAAUAGCAUAUACUUACCGUAUUUCAUCAUGAGUAGGAAAAAUAUUAAAAAUCUCAACAUGAAAGGAAGAAGCUUACUGGUCGCUCCCGAAAACGAGCUGCUCAAUAAAACGGACUCUGAUAAUUCCUUAUCAUCCAAUGAUCAACAACCCUUCAAGAGCCAGACCUUGGUGAUGGACCUGCACGGAAUGCAGCGGGAUGAGUUGCCUGAUAAUCCACUUCCUGAGGUGAAAACUCGGAAGCUCAUGAAGAAGAAGCGGCCCAGACCUGAUCAAGGUCAGGAUCAGAGCGCAGGCAGCCUGAGCAGCAGCUCGGAGAGCUCCGUGGUUCCACCAGUGCCGGAGAAGCAGGAGGAGUUCUUUGAUGCCCAUGAAAGCUAUUAUAAUAUUCAAGAGGACCAAACAAGUACAACACCCAAUCGUCUCAGCGUCACAUCAAAACAAACGAACAAUCCGGAAGCCAUGCGUCUAGCCACGCCGCAGACCACUCCAGAAGACAAACCAGUACCAGAGAAUACAGCUGUCUCAGAUGCCACCACAACCGCUGCUACACAAGACACUGCGACGGGUCAGACACCUCUGACCAGCGCUAAACCUAUUCGGCCAAGAAAUCCAGAGUGAUGCAGCGACAGAGAUCGGCACUAGAGACACCCACACACAAAAUGACUACUUAUUAAAAUUGCAACAAUAAAAAUUGAAACAGUU
Messenger RNA from Cydia pomonella (codling moth), 836 nucleotides. RefSeq lists its product as uncharacterized. The transcript is spliced from 5 exons. Lineage: Eukaryota; Metazoa; Arthropoda; Insecta; Lepidoptera; Tortricidae. The record is from RefSeq and is a predicted model, not a curated record. The coding region runs from base 162 to 752 and encodes 196 amino acids.